Molecule: messenger RNA, 555 nt
Organism: Effrenium voratum
Lineage: Eukaryota; Dinophyceae; Suessiales; Symbiodiniaceae
Source: the annotation of a GenBank genome assembly
AUGCGCAUUCUCGUCAUCUAUGCGACCGUUGAAGGGCAGACACGGGAAAUCGCCGAGCAUAUCGAGCGCUAUCUGAAGGACAAUCAGCACGAGGCGGUCAUGGUCGACACCACCCAUCCGCCCGACUCGCUGUCCAUCGACGAGAUCGACGGCAUCAUAUGCGCCGGUCCGGUGCAUAUCGGUGCUUUUCCGGCACCGUUGCGCCGUUAUGUCGAACGCCACAAGCGCGAACUGAUGGCGCGGCCGGGCGUGUUCGUUUCCGUGUCGCUGACGGCGGCUGGCGACGAUGCCGGCGAGUGGGAAGAGCUCAAUGAAAUCACCGCCCAUUUCAGCGAGGAAACCGGCUGGUGGCCGGUCUCGGUGCACCAUGCCGCCGGCGCGCUGAAAUACACCGAGUAUGAUUUCUUCCGCAAAUGGAUGCUCAAGCGCAUCGCCGACAAGAAGGAUGCGCCGACCGACACGACCCAUGACUAUGAGUUCACUGACUGGGGCGCGCUCGACCUGUUCGUCGACGGGUUCGUCAAGGACAUUCCGGACGUCGCCGGCAAGAUCUGA